AUGGCUGCUGCAAAGGAAUACGGUCUUCUCUGCCUCGAGAACCCUCUUCUCGAUAUCCAAGCUGUUGGCGACCAGGCCCUUCUCGACAAGUAUGGACUCAAGGCCAAUGAUGCCAUCCUGGCCGAGGAGCAGCACCUCCCUCUGUACGAGGAUCUGCUCAACAACUUCGAUGCCAAGCUGAUUGCUGGUGGUGCCGCCCAAAACUCUGCCCGUGGUGCCCAGUACAUCCUGCCCCCCAACAGCGUCGUCUACCUCGGCGGUGCUGGCGAUGACAAGUACUCCGCCAUCAUGAAGGAUGCCGUCGACGCUGCUGGCCUUCGCGUCGAGUACCGCGUCGACCCCGACAAGAAGACUGGUCGUUGCGGUGUUGUCAUCACCGGCCACAACCGAAGCUUGUGCACUGAUCUCGGCGCCGCCAACCACUACGAUCUCGACCACUUGAAGAAGCCUGAGAUCUGGAAGCUCGUUGAGAAUGCCGAUGUGUACUACAUUGGUGGUUACCACUUCACAGUCUGCCCUCCCGCCAUUAUGGAGCUCGCGAAGCAGGCUGCCGAGAAUAACAAGAUCUUUGUUUUGUCUCUCUCUGCUCCCUUCAUCCCCCAGUUCUUCAAGGACCCCGUCGACGCCUCCGCCCCUUACUGGGACUACGUCAUUGGCAAUGAGACCGAGGCCGCUGCUUACGCCGAAUCGCACGACCUGCCUUCCAAGGAGCCCAAGGACGUUUGCAAGCACCUCGCCAACCUGCCCAAGGAGAACGGCAAGAGAAAGCGAAUUGCCAUUGUCACACAAGGCACCGAGCCUACCCUCGUUGCCGUCCAGGGCGAGGACGCCGUUAAGGAAUUCCCUGUCCACGCCAUCACCAAGGAGCAGAUCAAUGAUACCAACGGCGCUGGCGAUGCCUUUGCUGGCGGUCUGUUGGCCGGUAUCAUGCAGGGCAAGGACCUUGCUACUUCUAUCGACAUGGGUCAGUGGCUCGCCAGACUGAGCAUUCAGGAACUUGGACCUUCGUAA
Pochonia chlamydosporia 170 is the source of this 1011-nucleotide messenger RNA. RefSeq names its product adenosine kinase. The coding region runs from base 1 to 1011 and encodes 336 amino acids. Lineage: Eukaryota; Fungi; Ascomycota; Sordariomycetes; Hypocreales; Clavicipitaceae. Gene Ontology annotation, cellular component: cytosol; nucleus. The record is from RefSeq and is a predicted model, not a curated record. Gene Ontology annotation, molecular function: adenosine kinase activity. The transcript is spliced from 3 exons. Gene Ontology annotation, biological process: purine ribonucleoside salvage.